AUGUUAAUCUUUGCCAACUUUUGGAUGGACUUUAUUAUACUGGUCACAGUAUUAUUCUCAAUUAUCUAUUACUAUUGUACUUCGACAUUCAAUGUAUGGAAAAAACUCAAUGUGCCUUACGUCCGUCCAAUUCCUCUGUUUGGCAACUACUUGAGAGUAGCACUAGGCAUAGAGAAUCCAAUGGAAACGUACAAGAGCAUUUAUUACGAGCUAGCUGGAUUCAAGUACGGGGGUAUGUUUCAGAUGCGGACACCGUACUUAAUGAUCCGAGAUCCUGAAAUCAUUAACAACAUACUGAUUAAGGACUUUUCGUAUUUUACCGAUCGUGGUAUUCACGUGGAUUUUAAAGCCGAACCCAUGUCAGAAGUACUGUUUCUUAUGGAAAACCCUCGAUGGAAAAAACUUAGAACUAAAUUGAGCCCAGCGUUCACAUCGGGAAAACUUAAACAGAUGUAUAGUCAAAUCGAAAAGUGUGGCCAAGAUAUGAUGAUUAAUAUUUUUGCCGAGCUAAAGAAAAAUCCCAACGAAAUUGAUGUACGAGAUAUUUUGGGAAAAUAUUCAAUAGAUGUUAUCGGUAGUUGUGCUUUUGGACUGACGUUAAAUGUAACAAGCGAUGAUACUUCUUUAUUUCGUAGCUAUGGAAAAACCGCAUUCGGACCAUCUAUAUUUUAUUUUAUAAGAGAGAUAUGUGUGAUGAUUUCACCGGCUAUUCUGAAAAUUGUAAGACUUCCUUUUUUCCCAAAAAACACAACUGCUUUUUUCGGAUCAGUAUUUAAAGAAACAAUGAUGUACAGAAAAAAAAAUAAUGUAGUGAGGAAUGAUAUUGUUCAUGCUUUAAUUCAAGCACAUCAAGCCAAUGAAAAUUCAUCUAAAGAUGAAAUAUUAACGGAAUCUCAAAUUUUAUCAAAUGCUUUUGGUUUUUUUGCUGCUGGGUUCGAUACUACAUCAACUUCUCUUUCUUAUUGUUUGUAUGAACUUGCAUUGAAAAAAAACAUUCAAGACCGAGUACGCGAAGAAAUAAAAUCGACAAAAUCUAAAUACAACGGAGUAAUUGAUAAUAAUUUUUUGAAUGAUCUGAAUUAUUUAGAUAUGGUUAUAGCAGAAUCACUCAGAAAAUAUCCUUUACUGUUUGCUCUGUUCAGAGUAGCUACAAAAACCUAUCGUGUACCAAACGAUUCAUUAAUAAUUGAGAAGGGGCAGAAAAUUAUAAUUCCCAUUUUUUCACUACAUUAUGAUCCUAGAUAUUUUAGUGAUCCCGAAGUAUUCAAUCCUGAAAGAUUUUCCACCAAAGAAAAGGCAAAGCGACCUAAUAGCGUGUAUCUUCCAUUUGGCGAUGGACCCAGGAUUUGUAUUGGAAAACGUUUUGCUGAGAUGGAAAUGAAAUUAGCUUUAGUUGAAAUUUUAUCCAAAUUCGAAGUGGAACCGUGUGAGAAGACCAAGAUCCCUAUACAGUUUAGUAAAUUAUCUGUGGUAGUGAUUCCGAAAGAUGAAAAAGUUUUGUUAAAACUAAAUCCACUCUCUGAAUAA
Molecule: messenger RNA, 1527 nt
Organism: Macrosiphum euphorbiae (potato aphid)
Lineage: Eukaryota; Metazoa; Arthropoda; Insecta; Hemiptera; Aphididae
Source: the annotation of a GenBank genome assembly